UUGAAGAACCCUAAAGCCCUAUCUCAACCACCAAGUAUAAACACUGCAAUUAUCGCCGCACUUCAUCUUUCUUAGUCGAUCAGGAGGAGGACGCUAGGGUUUCUGCAACUGCACUGCAAUGGGGAAGGGAACAGGGAGUUUCGGUAAGAGGAGGAACAAGACUCACACACUAUGUGUGAGGUGCGGUCGCCGCAGUUUCCAUCUCCAGAAGAGCCGUUGUUCUGCUUGUGCUUAUCCUGCUGCCCGUUUGAGGAAAUAUAACUGGAGCGAGAAGGCACUCCGCAGAAAGACAACUGGUACUGGACGCAUGAGGUACCUUCGCAAUGUUCCUCGCAGAUUCAAGACCGGUUUCAGAGAAGGGACUGAAGCUGCACCAAGGAAGAAGGCUGCAGCAGUUUCUGCUUGAGGCCCUUUGAGAGGGUUAUUGAGGGAGGGUACUUUUUAUAACAUUAGCAUCAUUUUGGUUAUUUUCUGGAUUUGAUGCCCAAUCAAAGUUAGAAGUGCUUAAAUUUUGGAAAUGUGUUGUUGAAAUUGGCAUUUUGGCAUUAAGGGAUUUUAUAGGCCGUUUUCAAUUUUUGGUUGCUCCGAAGUCUGAACUCCCUUUCCAUGUCUUAAGUUUUUUUGAAUUUGAAGUUUGAGGUUUUGUUUA
This is a messenger RNA of Nicotiana tabacum (common tobacco), 649 nucleotides long. RefSeq names its product large ribosomal subunit protein eL37x. Lineage: Eukaryota; Viridiplantae; Streptophyta; Magnoliopsida; Solanales; Solanaceae. The record is from RefSeq and is a predicted model, not a curated record. Gene Ontology annotation, biological process: translation. Gene Ontology annotation, molecular function: RNA binding; structural constituent of ribosome. Gene Ontology annotation, cellular component: cytosolic large ribosomal subunit; ribosome.